AUGACCAUCCAGACAGAUCGCACCAGGUCCUCAGCACCAACUCAGGCCUCAUCAGUUUUACCGAGCACUGUCACAGCUUCUGGGAUGGAUAAAGGCUUCACAGAUUUAGAUUUUCUUUCGCAACUCAUGCAUAAGGAAUACUACACUCAGUAUUCUCCUUCCGAUGUGGUCGACGAUGACGGUACCAAGCUCCUUGAUGGUGGUAUAGCAACUAGUCCUCCACCAAGGUCUCGCUUCCUUCACUUACGGCCAUUGCUAAGCCAUGGUGUGCUGAUGUCCAUAACUUUGGUGUUCUUCACACUCUGGGCACAGGCGCCUUCGAUAGAUGACGUAGUUCUGUUUUCUCCAGCAAAUGAGGCAGUUGAAUCUAUCGGCAUCGUAAAAUUCAACGGAAGUUUUGGUGCUACUUCCAUAUACCGUGGCAGUCCAUCCUCAGAGCUCGACGCCGCUUGGGAUAGGAUAUCUUAUAAUGCGCGCCCAAUUCAGAUGACGCAUGAGCAAUUGCUCAGAACAGGGGGAAAACCUUCUCCUGCCAUGGCUAGGUAUCCGGACAAAUACGGUGGAGGUUACAUGGCAACUGUAGAAGUCAUUCAUCAGCUUCAUUGCUUAGACAUGGUUCGCAGAGCCAGCUGGGGUGACCACCACUCUCAUCAUGGGAACAUGUACGAAACCCCUGAAGAAUUUCGUACCCAUCUCGACCACUGCAUUGAGAUGCUCAGGCAGUUCACUAUGUGUACCAGUGAUACGACAAUGAUAACUCAUGAUUGGGUAGAGGGAAGGACAACCCCAUUCGCUGAUUUCAACGUUCAUCACCAAUGUAAAAACUUUGAGAAGGUCUUAAAUUGGGUCGAUGAGCAUCGUGUUUUUGUCCCUAAAUCCGAGAUGGUCCGCUUGGACGAUAACGUGGACCUGCCUUCCCCUCCUUGACCACAUUCUUCAUGUAUUCUCUCCUUAUGAAGCAUCCUCUCCCUAUGAUAGUAGUUAUAGUCGCAGCAUUGUCUCCAACUCCCACGUUAGUGGAGGACAAGAAGUGUG
Suillus subaureus is the source of this 1035-nucleotide messenger RNA. RefSeq lists its product as uncharacterized. The record is from RefSeq and is a predicted model, not a curated record. Bases 1 to 927 code for a protein of 308 amino acids. NCBI's taxonomy places the organism in Eukaryota, Fungi, Basidiomycota, Agaricomycetes, Boletales, Suillaceae. The transcript has 6 exons. Gene Ontology annotation, biological process: mycotoxin biosynthetic process.